AAAUCCGGUAACGGUAGCACUGCAGUUCGCAAAUAUAGCGGGCCGUUGACUAUGCGAUCGAUGAGGAAAGACAGCAAAACGAAACCGACACCCUUUGCUUUACCGGCUGAAGGGGACUCACGAUUCCAGUCGAGUGUAACUAGCGGAAAUCGUGCCGAUACGUCCGUUUCCAAUGACACGUUGACGACAUCUUACGAUUAUGGUUCAUCUUACCAGUUACCGUCGUUCGCGUCUUCAGCUCGAUCACCCUUCCUUCUACCAUCAAAUCUAUCGUCAUACGAUACCCCAAAGAAAAAGUCUUCCUAUCUCUCUGAUAACGGAGGAGCCGAAGAUAUGCGUCUGUUGAUGUCACAGCUUGAAGCAGCAAGCAUUUUGAAAUUCAGUUACCAGUUGGGAAACAGGCCCAGCGUCCAUGUAGGAGGUGCGAAAAAGCUCAAAAGUCGAGAUCAUAUCUGGUCCUCUGGUACCAUUUACCUUCACAACCCUGUUAUUCAAAAACUGGGCGAAUUUCCUGGGACUCUGAUGGGUGACCAACUUGGCGAGCCUGAGAUGCGAUAUCCCAAAGCAGGUGGCCAGACCACACCGGUGACAAAUCUCAAGGAAUUCCAGCCCAAAUUCGGAGAGGUGAGCAUGCACAGAACCAAUAGUGCCAAUUUUACUUUCAAAGAAUCCAUCAAGAAAACAAUAACAACGAUAUGA
Haemonchus placei is the source of this 699-nucleotide messenger RNA. Lineage: Eukaryota; Metazoa; Nematoda; Chromadorea; Rhabditida; Trichostrongylidae. The record is from the annotation of a GenBank genome assembly.